Molecule: messenger RNA, 7375 nt
Organism: Carassius carassius (crucian carp)
Lineage: Eukaryota; Metazoa; Chordata; Actinopteri; Cypriniformes; Cyprinidae
Product: receptor-type tyrosine-protein phosphatase zeta-like
Exons: 30
Coding region: 227-6835 (2202 amino acids)
Biological process (GO): peptidyl-tyrosine dephosphorylation
Molecular function (GO): protein tyrosine phosphatase activity; protein binding
Source: RefSeq, a predicted model, not a curated record
ACUUCCAGCCGAACUCACGGUGCGCGAAGCGAUGCGCUUCACCCGGUCGCGCGCACAUCCAUGCAGUGGAGAGCGGAGUGGAUCUGACCGCUGAAGGGGGUAUCUCCUCCUGUUACCCAACCAAUGUGAUACACUCCGGCUCUUCGGGAGAGGUGUUCCUCUGUCGUCUCGACUGUCCUCACCUUGUUUGCUCUUAACAGCAAUAUUUCUUCACAUUCAGAGAAUAAUGGAAGCGCUCACGACAAGAUGCGCACUGUUUCUUGCGCAGAUCGCACUCUUCAGUAAAACAGCGGAUGUAUCAGAAGCAUAUGGAUUCAGAUCACAGAAAAAACUCUCAGAGAACAUAGAGUGGUCGUAUGCGGGAACUCUAAACCAAAAUAACUGGGCUAAGAAAUAUCCGUCUUGCAACAAUGCCAAACAAUCACCAAUAAACAUUGAGGAGAGCCUGGCGCAGGUCAAAAUUCAAUUCCAGAAGCUGAGAUUAGAGGGAUGGGCUGAAAAGACAUCAGACUCCACUACAGUAAAGAAUGAUGGGAAAACGGUGGUCAUUGAUGUGGGAGGAGAUUUUUUCGUGAGUGGAGGGGGACUCAGGUCCAAGUUUAAGGUGGGACGCAUCACUUUCCACUGGGGCCUGUGCAAUGCCUCCUCUGAUGGGUCGGAGCACAGCCUCAACGAUGAAAAAUUCCCCCUGGAGAUGCAGAUAUACUGUUAUGAGGCAGAUGCUUUCAGUGGCCUUGAUGAGGCCCUCAGAGAAGCAGGAAAGAUCACAGCAUUGGCCGUGCUGUUUGAGAUAAGUACUGAGGAUAAUGAAAACUACACGGCCAUCAUUGACGCAGUCAACAGUGUCAGUCGUUAUGGAAAGAGCGGCCCUGUCUCUCCCUUCACUCUGCAAGGUCUCCUACCCAAAUCCACAGAGAAGUACUUCAUCUAUAACGGCUCUCUGACCGCCCCUCCCUGCUCUGAGACUGUGGAAUGGAUCGUCUUUAAAAACACAGUGACCAUCUCAGAUGUUCAGCUGGAGAUGUUCUGUGAGGUGAUGACCAUGCAGCAGGCUGGAUAUGUCAUGUUAAUGGACUACCUGCAGAAUAACUACAGAGAGCAACAGGAACAAUUUAUGGGACAAGUCUUCUCAUCCUACACUGGCGUCGAGGAGAUCCACACUCCUAUUUGUAGUGCCGAGCCAGAGAAUGUGCAAGUCAACCCUCAUAAUCACACCAGUAUGCUUGUGACCUGGGAGAGACCAAGAGCUGUAUAUGACUCGAGCAUAGAGAGAUACUCAGUCACCUACCGGCCGGCCCAGGGCGAUGAUGAAUCGGCAUCAGAGUACUUGACUGAUGGAGACCAGGAUGUGGGGGCGAUCAUUCAGGACCUGGUGGCCAACACUAGUUACAUGGUGCAGGUAGUUGCCGUGUGCACCAACGGUCUGUAUGGCAGAUUGAGUGACCAGCUGGCAGUGGACAUGCCCCUUGAUGAUCCUGAAACAGACAAUGACUCCGACUCAUUUGAGUAUGAUGACGAGGAAGACCAUCACAUCACUCCCUUUUUGAUCAGACCUGGCACAAAUCAGCUACCAUAUCCCUUCCAAACCACCACAAUUAGUCCAAGAAUUGCUACAACAGAACACUCGGUCCAUACAGUCAUUAAGACGACACCAAGGACUCAUGAAAGAAGACUCUCAGUAGAAGGCUCCCAGAAGACUCAUGAUCAUUAUUUCCCAGCAGUAUACACAGAUAAACCUACUGUGAAAUACACAGACAAACCUAUCAUAGCAACCAUAGCCACCCGUUUUGAUGUGGAUGUACAUACCACUAGACCAGAUGGUUCUAGCAUUGUAGAAGGUGUAUCCUCAGAGUCUGAUGGCCAAAGCAGUACCUUCACAGAAUCUCCAACAAGCAUCACCCCCAAAACAAGUGUUUCCCCUGAAACAAGCGUCACCCCUGAAGCAAGAGUCACCGCUGAAACAAGUGUCUUCCCUGAAAAAAUGGUCACUCCUGAAACACGUAUCUCCCCUGAAACAAGUGUCUCCCAUGAAACAAGAGUCAUCUCUGAAACAAGCGUCACCCCUAAAACAAGUGUCUUCCCUGAAACAAGCAUCAGCCCUGAAACAGCAGUCAUCUCUGAAACAAGCAUCACCCCUGAAACAAGUGUUUCCCCUGAAACAAUUGUCACUCCUGAAACACGUGUCUCCCCUGAAAUGAGCAUCACCCCUGAAACACACAUAUUCCCUGAAACAAGAGUCAUCUCUGAAACAAGUGUCACCCCUGAAACAAGAAUCAUCUCUGAAACAAGCAUCACCCCUGAAACAAGAAUCAUCUCUGAAACAAGUGUCACCCCAGAAACAAGAGUCAUCUCUGAAACAAGCAUCACCUCUGAAACAAGCAUCAUCUCUGAAACAAGCAUUACCCCCGAAACAAGCGUCACCUCUGAAACAAGUGUCACCCCUAAAACAAGAGUCUUCCCUGAAACAAGCAUCAGCCCUGAAACAAGUGUUUCCCCUGAAACAAGCAUCACCCCUGAAAAAAGUGUCACUCCUGAAACACGUGUCUCCCCUGAAACAAGCAUCACCCCUGAAACAAGUGUCACUCCUGAAACACACAUAUUCCCUGAAACAAGAGUCAUCUCUGAAACAAGUGUCACCCCUGAAACAAGAAUCAUCUCUGAAACAAGCAUUACCCCCGAAACAAGCGUCACCUCUGAAACAAGUGUCACCCCUAAAACAAGAGUCUUCCCUGAAACAAGCAUCAGCCCUGAAACAAGUGUUUCCCCUGAAACAAGCAUCACCCCUGAAAAAAGUGUCACUCCUGAAACACGUGUCUCCCCUGAAACAAGCAUCACCCCUGAAAAAAGUGUCACCCCUGAAACAAGUGUCACUCCUGAAACACACAUAUUCCCUGAAACAAGAGUCAUCUCUGAAACAAGUGUCACCCCUGAAACAAGAAUCAUCUCUGAAACAAGCGUCACCCCUGAAACAAGAGUCAUCUCUGAAACAAGCGUCACCCCUGAAAAAAGCAGAACCCUUGAAACAAGUGUAACCCUUAAAACUUUUGUAACAUCACCUUUGAUAGACAUUUCAGACGUUGAGGAAGUGACUCAAAUUGUAACUGACUCACACAGCUAUGAGGAAAGUUCAGUGACCACAGCCCCAUUGCCUGAAAUCCCAAUGGAAUCAACUUCCUCUACCUUCCUCCUAGAGGUCCCUCUGUGGCCUACAACUGCUAGCUUGCCUUUUCAAACCACUGCUGCUUUCAGCACUGUUCUAUCGCAGACUACCCAGCCAGUGUUUAAUGGUGAGAGUGCUUCAUAUGCCCCCUUUGUAUCUGACACUUUGUCCUACGUGCAUGCAAGUCCUGUGUCCCCCUAUUCCUUAAGCAGUGUGUUGUCUGAGCACAUCCCUGACUGGGACAUCCCAUACACUGUUUCCAUGCUGGUGAAUGGUGUUGCCCAGUCUAUCACCCCUUCCCCUUCCUACCCUACCCUAUUUCUCACUGGCUCUAUGUCUUAUUUAGACAUGGAGCCUGUCUCUAGUGCUGGUGGUAUUGAUGAUGAUGGUGAUGAUGAUAUUUUGUCUGGGUCCAUCUCAGCUGACCCCGAGUGUAGAAGUACUCAUCCCCUUCAAACGUUACCAAAAGUCUCCAUGCAGCCAAGCUCUGGACAUAACCUUUCUGGGUCCCCCAGUAUUGUCUCCAUGCUGAGCUCUCUAGCAUAUCUCCAGCCUUCGGUUCCAGUCUCUAAUGACUACUCUCUGAUGAUGACAACCCUUGACUCUGACUCUUCUCUCUCAGGUAGCAUUGAGGACUCUAGACUCCUAAUGCAGUGGCUAGAUUCUUCAAUAGUAGCUCCUACCUUUAGUCAAGACAAUGGUGCAUCUGCUGAAAUUUCUCUGCAUGCCUCUUCUAACUUCCUGCUGCCCUCCUCUACUUCGAGACUGUCUCCGUGUAGUGGUCUCUUGGGUGACCCAUCUAGUCCUGUAGAACACCAUUCUUUCCUGCCCACCUCCAGCGCCGGUACUCUUCUGUGCAGAGAUGCAGAUUUGCACCUCCACACUGAGGCUCUUUUGUCAUCUCUUUCAAUUUCCACCAUGCCUUCUAACGACCUCAGCAUUUCUGUUUCAGUCACCAUCAGCAGCGUUGCACAAAGUCCAACUGGACAUUCCAAGGCAACACCUGCUCCAGUAAGGUCUUCAACCAUUGCGCCAACUUCUACUGCAGAAUUCAUAUUCAUACCUACUCCAGUGGUUCCCCCAACUGUUGCGUCAACCUCUGCCCAAGAAUCUAUCGCUGUGGUUACUCCUGUGGUGCCCCCAGCCGUUGCACGUUUCCCUGCUCCAGAGUCCAGUUCCAUGCCUACACACUCUGCAGAUGGACAGCUGGAGAACAGUGCCUCGGGCUGGGCUUUUGACUUAGAUUGGGACAAGAGCUCAGCAUCAGGAGAUGAGAGUGUUGUCCCAUAUAUCACCACUGCCACUCCUAUAGAGGUACCUCCUGAAGAGAAGGAUGAUGGGAACGAGGAGCUUUCUUCCUCCUUCUACUUUGAGAGUGAGAAUGUGAAAGGUAGUGAAUCUACCGAGUUCAGAGUCACUCUGCACCCCAGUCCAUCCUGGACUCUAAGAGGAAGCGGGGAAGAGGAGAGCGGAUCAGGUGAAAACCUGACAGAUAAUGAGACAUCUUCAGACUUCAGUAUUCCAGAACGCACUGAGAGGGAUUCAGAGGAGGAACCAGUGGAAGACGCUGGUAACAGCAGUCAUGAAUCGCGAGUGGGCCUGGAGAGCAGCAUUGAGCGCCAGAAGAAGGCUGUGAUUCCUCUGGCUGUGGUCUCCACCCUCACUUUUCUGGGUAUCAUCAUUUUGAUUGGCAUUUUUAUCUACUGGAGGACAUGUUUUCAGACUGCUCAUUUCUACAUUGAAGACAGCACAUCACCCAGGGUGAUAUCAUACUCGCCAAUGCUGAGCCCUACAGGUGAACACCAUGCCCAGUCAGUAAAGCAAUUUGUGAAGCACGUGGCUGAGCUUCACAACACCAACUCAUUUUCUAGAGAGUUUGAGAUAUUGAAAGAGUAUUUGGAGGAAAUUCAGACAUGCUCCGUGGACCUCGGAACAACAACGGACUGUUCCAGCCACCCAGACAAUAAGAACAAGAACCGUUAUGCCAACAUUUUAGCCUAUGACCACAGCAGAGUGCGACUCGCACCACUAAACGACAAAGAUGGGAGAAGUGGAGGGGACUAUAUAAAUGCCAACUACAUCGAUGGUUUUAACAAACAGAAAGCCUACAUUGCAGCACAAGGGCCCUUAAACUCCAGCACAGUGGAUUUCUGGCGGAUGGUGUGGGAGCAGAACGUGGGAGUGAUUGUUAUGAUCACAAACCUCAUGGAGAAAGGAAGGAGGAAGUGUGACCAGUACUGGCCUCUGGAGAACCAGGAAGAAUAUGGAUGCUUUCUGGUUAUUGUUAAGAACACAAACGUCCUUGCAUACUACACCCAGAGAACCUUCACCAUCAGAAAUACCAGCAUAAAGAAGGGUUCUCAGAGAGGUCGUAGUAAUGAGAAGACGGUAAUACAGUUCCACUACACACAGUGGCCAGACAUGGGCGUACCUGAGUACGCCCUGCCUGUGCUUUCAUUCGUCUACAAGUCCUCUAGAGCUCAAACAGACCACAUGGGGCCAAUGAUUGUACACUGCAGUGCUGGAGUGGGACGAACAGGGACCUACAUAGUUUUGGACAGCAUGUUAAAACAGAUUAAAGGGCAGAGGACAGUCAACAUUAUGGGUUUCCUUAAACACAUUCGUACACAACGGAACUAUCUCGUUCAAACAGAGGAGCAAUACAUAUUUACCCAUGAUGCUCUAGUAGAGGCCAUUUUGAGUCAAGAGACAGAGGUGCCAUCAAGCCAUAUUCAUCAGUAUGUUAACAACCUCCUAACCCCAGGGGCCUCAUGCAAGACACGGCUGGAAAAGCAGUUUAAACUGGUGUGCCAGUCGAAUGCCAAACAGAAUGAUUACAGCAGUGCCCUGAGAGACUGCAAUAGAACAAAGAACAGGAGCUGCUCUCUGAUUCCUGUGGAGAAAUCCAGAGUGUUUUUGUCCACAUCAGCAGGAGAGACGUCUGACUACAUCAAUGCCUCAUUUGUCAUGGGCUAUCGGCAGAGCAAAGAGUUCAUCAUUACCCAGAAACCUUUGACCAGCACAGUGAAGGACAUGUGGAGGAUGGUGUGGGAUCACAACGCCCUGGUUAUUGUUUCAUUGCCGGACACGAGUAGCACGACAGAAGACAGCGAACCAAUUAUAUUCUGGCCUGUGAGAGAUCAGCCAAUCAGCUACGAGACGUUCUCUGUAUCGUUAAGAGGGGAGGGCCAUGUGUGCCUGUCCAAUGAAGACAUGUUGAUAGUGCAGGAUUACAUUCUAGAGGCCACUCAGGAUGAUUUUGUUUUAGAAGUGAAGCAUUACCGGGCUCCACGCUGGCCAAAUCCAGACAGUCCCAUCAGUAAUGUCUUUGAGCUGAUCAACAUUGUCCAAAAAGAGUCCGGCUCCAAAGAUGGACCCAUGGUCGUACAUGACGAGCGUGGUGGUGUGACUGCUGGAACGUUCUGUGCACUGUUCACUCUUCUGCAACAGCUUGAGGCCGAGAGCGUGGUGAACGUCUACAUGGUGGCCAAGAUGAUCAACCUCAUGAGACCUGGAGCCUUCACUGACAUUGAUCAGUAUCAGUUCCUUUACAAAGCCAUCCUGAGUUUGGUCAACACCCAAGAAGAGGAGCAAGCGUUUCAGUCUUCCGACAACAACGGCACGGUCCCAGGAGGCGUCUCGAGUGCGGCCGAGAGUCUGGAAUCUUUAGUGUAACCAUAGUGACGAGCCGGCACAGGAAAAAGACUUGUAUUUUCUAGCUAAGAAUGUUUUUGUUUCCCCCGGUCCAUCUCUCUGGACUGAUCGCGCUCUGCUGGGUGCAGCGCUGUCAUUAAACGUGUGCCUUUGUACAAUCCACAUUUUUAUUCCCCAUUUCUCUCUUAAAUCGCCACCUUGUGCUAAUGUCUUACGUACUAAUGUCUUCUCAUAGUGUCAUAUUUAUUUGCUUAAAAGCUUGUUUAAAUGGAACACUCCGUAAACUGUUUUAAAUUAGUCUAUUUUUAGAAUUUUAGCCACAGUGUUUUCAUACAGAUAUACAAAAAAGUGGCAAAAUCAGUCAUGGAUAAAGGGCAGGAAAUAAUAUUCUUAUGUGUAAAUAAUAUUACAGCAACCAUGUCGAUGGACCAAAUUUCUAUUUAUGUCUAGAAUUUUAUAUUUGAGGCACUAGUUCUUUACAAGACAUGGUUGCGUUUGAAUAAUUUAGUCACAUUUGAAAUGAUGUUUUAAUUUUUCUGAUGCCUCACCGUUUUGUUACUG